Penicillium antarcticum is the source of this 1854-nucleotide messenger RNA. RefSeq names its product FHA domain protein. Gene Ontology annotation, molecular function: protein binding; ubiquitin protein ligase activity. Gene Ontology annotation, cellular component: mitotic spindle pole body; cytosol; ubiquitin ligase complex. The transcript is spliced from 3 exons. NCBI's taxonomy places the organism in Eukaryota, Fungi, Ascomycota, Eurotiomycetes, Eurotiales, Aspergillaceae. Bases 1 to 1854 code for a protein of 617 amino acids. The record is from RefSeq and is a predicted model, not a curated record. Gene Ontology annotation, biological process: ubiquitin-dependent protein catabolic process; protein ubiquitination; negative regulation of septation initiation signaling.
AUGUCAGUCACCGCCUUCACUUGCCUCCCUGAUCCUCGCCCCAGUCGCCUGCGCCGAAUCGGCCAACUGCGAAACUACACACAAAAUCGCAGUUUGAGCAGCCGAGUCCCCUGGCGUUCGUCGACCUCCGGGCCCAACUCGCCGAACCCGGUGGAGAACCUGAAUGAGAGCUCCACUCCGUGCCCAGAUACCGAUCACCCAGCCCUCUCGCGUUACACAUCGGCGCCCUCUGAGAGUUCGGGCUUUGGCGACCUCACCAGUCGCGUCUCCUCUGCCGACUCCGCUCUUUCGAUUCCGUCUAUUGAAGCCCCUCAGACAACAGCCCAUGCCAUGGCUCGGCUGAGGAGCGCUUCAGCCGCACAGCAACCGCCACCGCGCACACAAGAUCGACAAAACUCUGAAUCUAGUGUCUCCCCUGAGCCGAAUUCUCUGCAAACCGAUGGAAUCGUGCCAACCAGCACCCCCGAUGAUUCGAUUACGUCGCCGAAGCCAGACAAGAAGGCUAUCAUUCGCUUCUUCCCAUAUCAGGAUUCCCAUGCGAGCACCACCGCAAGACCCUCACUACCCUUUGUUCCUAUAAGUCGCACCCUCCCAUCGGAAAGCUGUGUGAUUAGGGUGGGCCGAUACUCGGAACGCGAUGGUAUUCCCAUCCCUAACCCCGCCGAACCUUCGGAUGCCCCUGUGGGCUUCAAGUCCAAGGUAGUGAGCCGGAAACACUGUGAAUUCUUGUAUGUCAAUGGACAGUGGCAUAUCAAGGAUGUGGGGAGCUCGUCGGGCACGUUUUUGAACCACAUGCGCCUAAGUCAGCCCAACAUGGUCUCCCGUCUGUAUUCGAUCAAAGACGGAGAUAUCGUCCAACUGGGCAUUGAUUUUCGCGGUGGGGAGGAGAUGAUCUUCCGAUGCGUUCGCAUUCGCAUCGAGUGUAAUCGAUCGUGGCAGCAGCAGCCCAACGAAUUCAACAAAAAUACGGAAAGCCUUAUCAAAAACUUGGGUAAAGGCGAGACAGCCGAUUAUUCGGGAUGUCGAGAAUGCUCCAUUUGCCUGGGAUCUGUUCUGCGCCCCUACCAAUGUCUGUUCAUGGCAGCCUGCGCACACGUGUGGCAUUACAAAUGUAUCAGCCGACUUCUCCACUCGCCCGACUAUCCUAUGUUCCAAUGUCCCAAUUGUCGUGCAUUCACCGAUCUCAGUGCCGAGGUAGACGACUCUAAUGACCUUGAAGAAAGGCGCGAGAAGGAACCAGUGGCAUCGGCAGCCCCAGCAGAAUCAGCACCACAAGAAGCACCACAAAAUGGGCCCGUCGAGCAAAUUCAACCAGAAGCCGCAACGGAAACCCCAAACAUCGAAUCAACAAACGGCGUGGAUCAACUCCAUGACCAACUGGGAGAUGUCACCGAAGAAGAGAGCUUAGCGGGUGACAUUGCAGAGGCUAGCCUGCCAAAUGGCACUGAGCAAGCUAGCUUACCACAGCACACUGGACAAACCAAUCUGCCAACUGGCGCUGAAGAAUCUAGCCUAUCAAAUGGCACUGGAAGCCUGCUCAUCCAUAACGACGGACUGGGGGGUUUCAUUGAAGAAGAUAGCCUAGCAAGUGGCCUGGAGCACCUGCUCAUCCAAGAUUAUCUGCGAACCGACGACACCUCGUCAGCCCCAUCCAGCAACACCGACCUCGCCCGCAGCGCCACAAUCAGCAUCCCUGGCUGGCAACCCAGCCAACCCCUCAGCAUACCCCCAGGCAGGCAAGCUCAAUUGCGGUCAGACACCCCAGGCCGCUCCGAGACCUCAGACGAUAAUCCCCUGACACCGCGCAACGACUCGGGUCCUCUCGCCUUCGACGGAAGAGCGGGAAUGCCUUAA